Messenger RNA from Alternaria rosae, 996 nucleotides. RefSeq lists its product as uncharacterized. The transcript is spliced from 2 exons. Bases 247 to 633 code for a protein of 128 amino acids. The record is from RefSeq and is a predicted model, not a curated record. NCBI's taxonomy places the organism in Eukaryota, Fungi, Ascomycota, Dothideomycetes, Pleosporales, Pleosporaceae.
CUUCCAGAGCACGCUAAGACAUCUUCUUUGUUUUUUUCUUCUGUUUUUUGCUUUAUCUCGCGUUCCACGGUAACGGGCUCGUGUUGGGAAGGCGCUAUCACGGUCUCGACUUUGUGCAACGCUGUAGCAGUAGUACAAUGGGAAUCGGCUUCCUUACACCCCAGGUUAUAAACCUCGUUACAGUCACAGUUCUUCUUCUUCAGUUCAGACCCAGGAAUCACACAUUCUACCAGGCAAUUCUCCACAAUGAUUUCCACACUAUUCAUCUUCGCUUCCGUACUCACCUCCUCCAUCGCUAUUGCUUCAGAGGCCCUCAGCUCCAUCGGCCAUGUCACCGACUCCAACGGCAAAACCUACAUGCUCGACACCACCGGUCAGAACAACGUUCGCGUCAUCACACAGGACCGACUAGAUGGCUACUACAUCCAACCUGUUAGCUACCACGUAGACCCAGGGAGCACCUGCAAUUUCUACAGCGAAUCGACGCGUGGGGUUGGUUAUCUCAUCGGCAAAUAUUAUGGUCCGGUGGACGCCGACUUUGCGGGUGACUGGGCUGCGUUUUACGAGUGCUGGGAUGUAGAGUCUGAGAUCGAGUAUCCUCCUAGGCGGAGAAGGCAGAGCUUCAGAGCCUAAGUGAAGGAAAAGCGAUGGAUGGUAGCAUGUGGAUCUUCCAACGGUACGUGUAGUCUUCGAACGGGUAUGAUGCUGCAGCUUGCUGAUCACACCUGCAGUAGUGGACGUGGUCUAAGCGGAUCAACCUCGGACUUUGUGGUUGAUGAUUGCGUGGAAUUCGAAGUGGAUGUUUGAUCUCGAGAUCGGGUCUAUGAGUAUUCCUUCGGCCAGAAUAUGUCUAGAGCUACAUGAGGGUUAUGAAGGGACUGGGCUGGGAGAAGGAAGGCAUAGAAGUUGACAUUCUUGUACAUAAUUGAGCCGUGUCCGGCAGAUACUUAAUGCACAUUCUGAUAACAAACGUAUGUAAUGACGACAGUCUUGACC